Molecule: messenger RNA, 1792 nt
Organism: Diabrotica virgifera virgifera (western corn rootworm)
Lineage: Eukaryota; Metazoa; Arthropoda; Insecta; Coleoptera; Chrysomelidae
Product: zinc finger MYM-type protein 5-like
Exons: 2
Coding region: 850-1782 (310 amino acids)
Source: RefSeq, a predicted model, not a curated record
CCGUAUUUCCCAUUACGCAAAUUACGCCUAGGCGUAAGGCGGCAAAACUGGGGAGGCGGCAAAAUUUCAAACAAUUAUCAGGAAAACUCUUAAACUGAAAUUAUAUACGGGGCCAUCACCCAAAAUCUAUUUUACGUAUAAUACAGCUAAAAAUGAAUGAAUGUUUGGUAGGUUUCCAAUGAAAUCUAAAGUCUCCGCCCCGCCGUAACAUGGUCGGGCAGAAGUACAAUUGUUGGGAAUGAUUAUUUUAUCUGACUGUAACAAAAGGAUACCGCUUAUCUGCCGCGCGAUUGCCGCAAAGAAGCCGCUUUAGAUAAGAGCCGCGCUACUGAUAGUAGUCAAAGGAAGUCGUAAGUGAACGUCUCGAUUUUUCUAGUAAACUACUUAACUACUGGAAAUUCCUAGAACAUUCAGGAAACCCUGCCGGUAGGUAUAUAAAGCGAACAGUUACAGCUGUGUGCUGUGUGCUAUCACCAGCCAGUUGAAGAUAUGAGUGAGAGAGUGACUAGCAGACAGAUUGGCUAGACAGAGUGGUUUUAGUAGUGAGAUAGUGUUAAGUAAGUGUUAUUAGUUAUUAUUUGUAAAGAAGUAGAAGAGUGAAGAGUAUUGAGUAUUAGAAAUCUGUAAAUAUUAGUAAAUAGUGCAAGUAUUGUUAUACUUAUAAGUGGACUUGUUGAAAUAAAGUAGUAGUUUAAAGUUUUAAAGUGAGUUGUUGGUUUAUUGAAGAACGAAGAACCCACGGAAAAUACGACGGGUAAAAGUCGUAACAAUAUUCAAUAUUGUUCAUCCCAGUCAGUUAGUUUAAACUGUUUAAAGUGUCGAGUCCAGUGUCGCAAAAUUUUCAACACUAUGAGUGACGGCCGAAAACGAUUAAGUGGAGCGCAAUACAAGACGCUUGCUGAGGAAAAGCGGAGAAAACUUCAUGCAGUUUUAGACAAAACAAAAAAAUUAAACAACUAUUUUUUAAUUAAACCUACAACUACAACUUCCAAAGCGCAAACACAUGAUUCGGAUUCGGAAUCGGAGACUGUUACUGCUGUGUCUGCUGUACCUAUACCACCAGAUAAUGCGGAAGCGAUGGACACGGAGCCAAGUGAGAGGUCAGAAUCUAAAAUAGAAGCAUCUGCAUGUGCAUCAGCUUCAGUAAAUCCACAAUGUUUACAAGCAGUUAUCAGUAACGACCCUGCCGAAUGGAAGGCCAACGAUGCUACUAUCGAUUAUUUGUUGUCCUUACCAAGUGAAAUAUGCCAAAAUACAGAUGAGGAUUUUUCACUAACAAAAACUGUUAUUGGCAAUAAGACACGGUAUCUUACUAAGAACGUUUUCCGUCGGAAACUUGCCAAUGAGGAAGAACAACCUCGUAGAUACUUAAUAUAUUCACCAUCAAAGAAAUCCCUGUUUUGCAUUCCAUGUCGUCUUUUCGGAGGAACCUCAAAAAUGGCCACUGAUGGCGUAAAUGAUUGGAGUAAUGUAAAUAAAAUUUUGAAUUUACAUGAAAACCCCCACGAACACGCCAAAUCCCAAGUAACCUUAUUGCGGCGUCAACAAAAGCAAAACCAAAUUGAUUCAUUGCUGUGUCAGCAAAUAAGACUCGAAGAAGAUUACUGGCGAAAAGUGUUAAAGCGGGUGGUUGCAGUGACUAAAAAAUUGGCUUCCAGAGGUUUACCGUUUAGAGGAACAGUUGAAAAAUUCGGCAAUCCAAACAACGGAAACUUCAUGAUGUGUCUGGAGCUCAUAUCAUGGAGCUCUCAUCUACAAUAUGUGAAGAAUUUAUCGACUUAAUGUCGACUGA